This is a messenger RNA of Triplophysa rosa, 2539 nucleotides long. Its product is annotated as sciellin. Bases 759 to 1976 code for a protein of 405 amino acids. The record is from RefSeq and is a predicted model, not a curated record. Lineage: Eukaryota; Metazoa; Chordata; Actinopteri; Cypriniformes; Nemacheilidae. The transcript is spliced from 18 exons.
CAUUCACAUUCACAUCAUCACAGGUUCCUGUCAAACACAGGUGAGUGAAUGCUCCUCCAUUACACCACAUCACGUAGAAUUGAAGUGUUUUUGAGUAUUUUGUGUACGUGUGUGUGUGUGUGUGUGUGUGUGUGUGUGUGUGUGUGUGUGUGCUAUUUAUCAUACGUGAUAUGUGUUGGACAUCACUGAGGUGUUUUAAAAAGCAUUUGCGUGUGAAAGACAUGAUUAAUUAAUGAAUCUAAUCACAUAAAAAUGUCAUAUUUCACAUUUGUGUAGUUAGAAACGUUAACAUACAGCCACCGUGAGAUAAAAAGCAGAAUGUCUGUGUAUUUAAUUUGUUGGCUCUGUAAAUGAGUGACAGGUGAAAUAGAGACAGAAUGCAGAAUGAGAAACUUGUAAUCAUCAGGGUGUGUAGCAAUUGUUUAGAGUUUUUGAAGGGGGCGUCUGCUGGUUGAUCAGGACGAGUAACUUCAGGUCACACCUAGAGAACUGCCAAAAGGUACCAAGACGUGAGAACAAACACCUGCCACAAAUAUGCAUGGCAACAUGCCCGCAGCACUGUACACGAACACAAGCAUUCACUUUAACAUUGCAUGUGCUGAUCUCCUGUGUACUUCACUUCACAGUACACUACAGACAGAUAUCACACAUCUCCUCUCAAGAUCCUCAUGUUCUUUUAUUUACCGCACAUGUGAAAGUCAAUCGAUACAAAUGAUAUUUUGUGUAAAGAAGAUGAAAUCUAUUUUAAGACACACACAAUGUGUCGCAGGUUUUUGAAUCCCAGUAAGAUGAUGGAAGACAGCGGCAGAAGAAGAACCAUGUUAAAGGACGGCAGCUGGAUCAGACGAGAUGUUGAGGAGGACGAACCGGUCGAUUACGAUCCAAACUUUGGUAAAUCUGUCCUGGGACGGCUGAAAUCAACAGAUGAUGCUGACAGCCCCCCGGUGAACUCUGGGAGAUCCGUCAACUCUUUAACCAAACAAUUUGGUGACAGUCAGGCGCUCAAUAAAAGCAGCAUCAGCACGACAACUAAAAGCUCUGUGACGCCCCGCAAACCUCCCGUUCCAGUCAAGAAUCCAGCGGUCAAGACCUCACCUAACACAUCAAGUUUUACCGCCCGUGUUUUUUCAGGCGCAAACACAAACAAUAAACCGGUAAGUAGUCCUAUUAAAAGAUCAUUCGGUGAGAAGUCUCCAGAGGUCACCGUAUCUCAAACUAUCAAUCGAGUAGAAAAAACCUCCAGUCCUGCACCUGUCUCACCUGUGAUUGUACCUCCACCUCCACCUCCACCUGUGUCAUCCGUCACAUCCACCACCUCCAGCAUUGUGAAAACACCGGUCAGUCCAUCACCUGUUAAGAGCCCAAGCAGAUAUGAAAACGAGUCGCCCACUUCCUCAGUGACUACUACUAAACGGAUCAUCAGCAGCUCUAACUCAAGUUCUCUUGUCCUGGAUGAGACUCGAAGUACAAAACCUUCAGAGAGCUCAGAGAACUUCAAGCUGAGUGAUGUCAGUUAUUCUUCAACACGCACAACUCCAUCAUCUGAGAGCCUGAGCACAACCUAUUACAGCAGUCAAAGAUCCAGUGCUCCGCUGGAUGAUCUGUCUGAUACUUUAAUCCUGAGCCGCUCUGGAAGUGUGUAUUCACAACCGCUCCAAUCCCAGACACACAUGAUGUCAGUUGAUCAGUCACACUCCAGUGUGUAUUCACCUACAAAAACAUCAUUCUCAGAGUUCACCUCCAGCAGGUCUGUCAGCAGCCGUGAUGUUUGUUCAGUUUGUGGUAAACCCACCCCUGGAGCAGCAAAAAUGAUUCUAGAAGAUCUGCAGAUUUUCUGUCACACCUCCUGCUUUAAGUGUGCUGUAUGUCACACAGCUCUUGGGAAUCUGGAAGCUGGAAAGUCUUUGUGGGUUCACAGAGAUCGAGUGAACUGCUCAAACUGCUACAGUAAGAUCAAGGGUCAGUGGUACAACUGAGAAAUCCAUGAAUGUAAACAGAGACUGCUGGCAGAAUGUAAAGAGAUUAUUCAUCCAGAUCCAGUCAAUGAGUUUGUUAUUAAAUGUGUGUGUGAUGAGGAUAUGUGGUGAUAUUUAUGAACAUUACAGCAUGAUAAAGAUUAUUAAACUGUUUUUCUUAUGAUUAUCAUUGGGCAAAGAUUUAAUCAUUCAUGAGCUUAUACAGUAUACAUAUUAAACUUUAUAUAUUCAAAUAUGGUUUAAAUGCAGCUACUUCUAUUAAUUUCAUAUAAUGUCAUUGUGGUAGGUGAGGUGAGGUGUUUAUUCCUAUUAUAAAACGGUUGUAUUUUUGUAGAUGUUGUAACUUUUCUGUGUCAAAUAAACGUCAAACUCACAUUUACUUCAUCUGAAAGCUACAUUCUAUAAUUAUGAGUGGCGAUUACUGAUGUUUAUCUUCUCUUUGAUGUGUGUAAUGUCGUGUUUUUGUGUGUAGUGUUUGUUUAAAAUCUGUUUUUAAGAUUAUGGAUUGUGUUGAUUAUGUUAAAGCAUUUUUAAUUAGCUGUGAAUUAAAACAAUAGAGAUCA